AUGCCCGGACAGGAGAAACUAGGCAAACCAGCUCCUCGUAGCCGAACGGGUUGUCUGGAAUGCCGUAGGCGUCACAUUCGAUGUGAUGAGCAACAACCAAAAUGUGGUAAUUGCCUUCGAUCUAGGAAACACCGCGUAUGCGAGUACCCUAUGCCCACGUUGACACUACGCGACCGAAGAGCCCAGGCGAAAGCGCGUAGACCGUGGGACCAGUUGACGUUUGCUGCAGCUAAAACUGUGACUAUGUCCCCGGAAACCUUGCCUUUCGAAAGAGCUCUUAUACCACUCCUAUCGCCUGUCACUGGCAACUCCUAUGCGCUUCGGUCCGUAAUGCUUUUUGCCGCAUUACACUAUGAUUGGUCUACAGAAGAAGGCAUGCAAGCGUUCGAAUCGACCUUUCUACACCAUAAGAUUAAAGCUAUACAAGCUAUCAAUGGCUGGAUCGCCGGGGGACAUCCUCAACUGAUAACUUCCAUUAUUCGACAAAUUGCCACAUUGUGCUUCAUUGAACUCAUCCUCUUAUCUCAGCUUUGCUUGGGAAGUUUAGCUAGUGCCAAAACCCACAUCGAUGGAAUGGUAGUCCUCUUAAAUCAGCAAAGACUGCGAAUACACGAACAACCAGACCCAUACAGAUUUCAGGAUGCCGAAGAAUACCAACAAGACGAAGAGCUCACUGAUCGAUACUUUCUGCUAAUACUUAGCUUUUAUACCCGCUAUACACUGCACAAAGAGCCAUACUCCGGCCAGAAGUCAGGAGAAGAUGGGACCCCGGCACCUGCAAGUGAAACUACUCUAUCGCACCCCUUGAAUCAAAUAGAGAGAAACUGUGACCCUUCACUCAAGCUACUUUCUCUUCGCACGAUGCUCUUAUUUUCAAAGCCCGUGCCACCACGAGCAACUUUGAGCUGGAUAAACGGAAGGGACACGAUUGAAAGAUUAAAAGCCAUCACCGAGAGUCUGGACAUGAUGUACGGAAAGCCGCAUAUCGACCAUGACGAAGUCCAGUUCGCUAUGGCAUGCACGAACUGUGUCGCGUCACAGAUUCAUCUCGACCAGUUAGCUUCUCACAUCGCCUCAUUCUGUUACACCAAGGAUGAAUUGAUAAGGAAGGAAACUGAAGUUUUGGAGAAGCUACAGGAACAAGAACUUCGUACUACGUGGUGUGGCCUAUAUAUUGCUUCUAGCAUCUAUAUCCACCGUGUUCUUGGGCUUGGUGAACCAGAAGAAACGAUGGCCCACGAUUAUAUUAUUCAUGUUUUCAAGAAGGCUCUUAUGAAACAGUUUGGGCGUAUGGGGGAUGGCAGAUCGAUGAGUGACCAGCUUCUACUCUGGGAGAUGAUGUUGGGCGCCAUCAAUGUCACAGUAGACAGUCAAGGUUCUGAUCAACAAGCCACGAAAUAUUUCUCUCAGGCAAUCUGGCAAUGGAGCCGGACUGCUCAGAUAAGAAAUUGGUCAGAUGCCAAAGCUAUUCUAGCAAGAAUAGCAUGGCCAGAAGUUAAUGCGAUGGAGGAUACUGCGAGGCAGAUAUGGGAGCGAUCAUGUGGUGAAACAUGGUAUUGACUUCUUCUCCUACAACUUGUUACAAAGAGGUUUGCAAUAAAAAGGUAGAAGAAGAAUAAGUAUUUUAGAGUUAGAGACUAUAGACAACAGAGGUAAGAGUAACUCGG
Fusarium oxysporum Fo47 is the source of this 1667-nucleotide messenger RNA. RefSeq names its product Zn(II)2Cys6 transcription factor domain-containing protein. Gene Ontology annotation, cellular component: nucleus. The transcript is spliced from 6 exons. The coding region runs from base 1 to 1560 and encodes 519 amino acids. Gene Ontology annotation, molecular function: transcription cis-regulatory region binding; zinc ion binding; DNA-binding transcription factor activity, RNA polymerase II-specific. Lineage: Eukaryota; Fungi; Ascomycota; Sordariomycetes; Hypocreales; Nectriaceae. Gene Ontology annotation, biological process: positive regulation of transcription by RNA polymerase II. The record is from RefSeq and is a predicted model, not a curated record.